Molecule: messenger RNA, 708 nt
Organism: Thyridium curvatum
Lineage: Eukaryota; Fungi; Ascomycota; Sordariomycetes; Thyridiales; Thyridiaceae
Exons: 1
Coding region: 1-708 (235 amino acids)
Biological process (GO): signal transduction; protein phosphorylation
Cellular component (GO): cytoplasm
Molecular function (GO): protein kinase activity; ATP binding
Source: RefSeq, a predicted model, not a curated record
AUGCAGACCACCGCCAUACCCGAACUUGGCUCCAUCAUUGGCAUAGGUGCUUCAUGCUUCGCGUCUAUCUACGAUCAGAAGACGGUCCUCAAGGGAUACGAGAUAUGGGUAGCGGGAAAGAGGAUCUCAUAUUUUGAUCGGCCUUGCGAAGACGCCCUGCGACAUGAGGAGGGCAUCUACAACCACCUCGGAGAGCACCCGCAAAUCCUGCGGUGUUUGGGACUCGUCAGUGUUCAUGAUGGUAUGAACUCUCUCAGGCUUGAACGGGCACCUUUCGGCAAUGUCCGGCAGUAUAUCGAGAGAAAUGAACGCCUCUCGGAACCCCAUAGGCUCCAGAUGGCCUUGGAUGUCGCUGUCGGUCUCAGUCAUAUUCAUUCACGAGGAGUCCAGCACGCCGAUCUUAGUUGCCGGAAUCUCUUCCUCUUUGACAAUUACCGGGUCAAGAUUGGAGAUUUUGGGGGGUCAAUCAUGCAAAACUCGACAUUUCCUCAAACGGUCUGUGAGGAACCCAGAUAUGAGCUGCCUUGUCGAGGUCGGGAUUUUGAGCAUCGACCGGUCGUCAAGAGGGAGCUUUUUGCCUUGGGGUCGGCUAUUUACGAGAUCACAUACUGGACGAGACCAUUCCCCGACUUGCAAGACACAGAGGUGGAAACACGAUAUGCAAAUGACGAGUUUCCCUCGUUGAGCGACGGUAUUGGUGCUGUAUAA